Molecule: messenger RNA, 366 nt
Organism: Symbiodinium natans
Lineage: Eukaryota; Dinophyceae; Suessiales; Symbiodiniaceae
Source: the annotation of a GenBank genome assembly
AUGCCGUGGAUAGGCGUCCAGAUCCUGCAGGUCAGCAGCCUCAGCUUCUACUUGGCUCAUCCAAAGACGGAUGAGUUCCAAGGAUAUUGCUGCCAUGCUUGCGAGAAGUGGCAGAAGGAAGGAUUCAAGCGCAAGACGUUCCACGGCCCACGGUGCCUGCGCAAGGCUUCCUCCCAUCGUCGAACCUUUCAAACCUGCAGGGUGCCUCAAACUGAUGGCAUCGUGCGGUCUAGCAUGCUUAUUGGGGACCCAAAACGGGACCCCCCGCAUCUACAGAGCUGUCACGUCCCAGCUGCAAUUCUGAUUCCAAAGCUGGGGACUCGAGCCUUUUCUCUGGGAGUUGAGGUCGUCGGGCUGAAAUGUUAA